CCCCAGCCGGCCCAGAGCUAAUAGGUUGUCGAGUGUUCAGUGCCGUGCAACCGCCAUCACAUCUCCGCUGCGCUUUUCGAUCAACUUCAUCUGUCUGCAGCGUCUUCGUAGAUCUUCAUGGCCCUCCGCAAGUCUAUUUCGUUGCCGAUCGCUCCUCCGACCAAGCUGCGACGCCGCAAGUCGCUCCAAGAGCAACAAAUGAGCCGCUCGUUCUCGCUCCCCAAGCGCCGUGUGGAGCGACAGACGCAACGCCUCACGCCGACGCAAACUUUUGAGCAGACGCUACUGGACAACGUCCACGUGGAAUUUGUCAAGGCUGUGGUGCCCGGCCAGAACAAACUGGCUAGUCCCCGCUACGUCAUGCGCAUCAGCAACACAGCACUUGACCAAACGUGGGAGAUGGCAAGGACCUUUAAGGAAUUUUAUGAGCUCAAAGAAGCAGUUGCCAGUGUGCUCGACUACGGCCACUUUUGCCCGUCAAAUUGCCCGUGGCUCUACAUGUACGCAGCGCACCACUUCCCACGUCGCCGCAUUUUCCGAUCAAGGAGUCCAAGUGUGAUCUCAGGUCGAUUGUCUGAAUUGCAGGCGUAUUUCUCGACUCUGUUGCGUAUGGCCAAGCAGAACCGCAACUUGGAGUGCUCAGUGUCAUCCACCAAGUUGCCGCAACUGAUCUACGAAUUCCUGUUCGAAGGAAUGGUCUUUGAUCGCUCGGAUUUUAUGCGAUUGAGCGAGCGACUUACUAUCGGUGGAAGAGAAAGCAGUUUUCUUGACAACGAUCCGACACAAGAUCCGGAGGAAUGCUUUCUCUGUCGCAAGGCGCUCGUCGGCGACGACACGGUGUCAAUUGUGCCAGCAGCGCCAAGCAGCAAACGGGGCUCUUCAGGCGUCAACAAAAAGACUGACGAACAUGUGAGGGCGGGUCUGACAACGCUGGACUGCGGCCAUUGCUUCCACGACGAGUGCAUCCUCGCGAAACUCAACGAGUCGCUGGCGUGUCCGCUCUGCAUUUCACAUUCAAGUCCUCCUCAGUCUGGCACUGCUGCUGCCUAA
Messenger RNA from Phytophthora infestans T30-4, 1050 nucleotides. RefSeq lists its product as uncharacterized. NCBI's taxonomy places the organism in Eukaryota, Oomycota, Peronosporomycetes, Peronosporales, Peronosporaceae. The record is from RefSeq and is a predicted model, not a curated record. Bases 118 to 1050 code for a protein of 310 amino acids. Gene Ontology annotation, molecular function: phosphatidylinositol binding. The transcript has a single exon.